Clarias gariepinus (North African catfish) is the source of this 1627-nucleotide messenger RNA. RefSeq names its product Epstein-Barr virus induced 3 (gene ebi3). The coding region runs from base 340 to 1227 and encodes 295 amino acids. The record is from RefSeq and is a predicted model, not a curated record. NCBI's taxonomy places the organism in Eukaryota, Metazoa, Chordata, Actinopteri, Siluriformes, Clariidae. The transcript has 6 exons. Gene Ontology annotation, molecular function: cytokine binding; cytokine receptor activity. Gene Ontology annotation, biological process: cytokine-mediated signaling pathway. Gene Ontology annotation, cellular component: signaling receptor complex; external side of plasma membrane; membrane.
CUAGCUGCGCUCGAACGCUUUGUCGUCGUGUGCCGGGGUUUGGACAUGCUGAGGCAUCACGAGUUGCGAGUGCUAAUUUGCAAUUUCAAUGAGGAACAUGUGCGAAGAAGGAUUAUCUUCCCAAGGAUCCUGUUGUGAAGCUAAAGCCCAAUUCGAACCGUGUUCCACCAGCAGGAGAUGAUUUCAUAAUUCAGCCUCCAUUUCCGCUGUCACUCUUUGGUGCCCCUCAGAGUCUGUUUACUGACUAAUCAUUAACCAAGAAAGAAAGAUAUUAUCAGGACGAACUAUUCUGCUUGACCCAAAAGCUGAUUUUGAAAUUUUUCGUCUCUUCCUGCUUUAAUGAUGCGUCUAAAUUUUUAUUUAUAUGCUUUCUCUUUUUUAGCUCUUUUUCCUCAAACCUGGAGUCAAGACACAUCUUAUAAACCCAGGGAUUUUUACCUGGCUCUCGGAUCCUCGGUCGAGUUGCCCUGUUCAGACAGAAAGACUAGCGGAUCAGAAUGGAGGCUAAACGGCUCGUUCCUGGUCUCAAGCCCUUCUCUUCUCUUACACAACACCAGCCUUGACAAUCAGGGUCUCUACACAUGCCACAACUCGAAUGGAGAACUCGUCGAAACAGUACGACUGCAGCUGGGCUAUUCUCCAUCCCAACCAGAUGUCCACUGCUGGUCUCCAAGUUACCCCCUAAAAGCCCUGUGCUCAUGGACUCUGCCUCAGGACCCGCUGCUGCCGACCUCCUACGUCGCAACCUACAGGCGUCUUGAAGAGAUCUAUUCAUGCCAGAGACAGAGUGAACAGGACAGGCAAUGUGUUCUCGAAGAACUAGAGCUCUUCUCGAAUGUGCCGUACCUGGUUAACAUCACAGCUGUCAACGCUCUUGGGAGCGCCAGCCGUGUCCUGCCUGUCAUUUUCGAGGACAUUGUGAAGCCUGACCCCCCAGUUAACGUGAAGGUGAGGGCUUUACCAGGCAAGAAGCUUCACGUCCAGUGGGCUCCUCCACCAACAUGGCCAGAUCCUGUGAACUUCCCUCUGAAGUACAAAGUGCAGUUCCAAUGGGGAAACUCUAACACAGCUAGCAUUAUGGGUCCAGUUGAGUCAGAAAGCAUAGUCCGGAGUGGAAUCCUGGCCGGACGGACGUAUCAUAUCUGUGUAUCUGUGAUGGACCUGUUGGGUAACGGUCAGAGCAGCGAGUGGAGCGACACCGUGAACAUAACUUUGCCCAAGAGCUGACCCAAUUAAACCCAAGAGACAAAGCACAUCGAUAAUGUAUCUGGUCACGAACCACAUAGUCUGUGAACGCAAACCUGAAAGACAACUUAAACCUCUACAGUACUAAGAUGUUUCAUCAGAUUGGCGAAUUUUUGAAUAAAUAAAAUUAAAUGGGGAAAUAAAAUGCUUUUGCAACACUUGUUCAUCAGACAGUCAAACCAUAACAGAAAACUACAAGUCAAAUCCAAAAUUAUAGGGACCCUUAAACUGAUUUUGGUAGUAAUAAUAAUAAGAAGAAGAAUGCUUGUUCUCUUAACAUAUGCAAUACCAUGCAAAAACCUUUCUUCAUAUUAAAUUAAAGUAAAUGAUGUAGAUUCAAUUUAUAAAAAGGAAACAAAUGUUUUUCUGUGACAGGCUGCAA